Messenger RNA from Colletotrichum lupini, 264 nucleotides. RefSeq lists its product as uncharacterized. NCBI's taxonomy places the organism in Eukaryota, Fungi, Ascomycota, Sordariomycetes, Glomerellales, Glomerellaceae. The transcript has 3 exons. The record is from RefSeq and is a predicted model, not a curated record. The coding region runs from base 1 to 264 and encodes 87 amino acids.
AUGGAAGCAAACGAACGCAUGGCUAUUGCCGCUGGUCAAGCACCUCUGCCCCGCCACGACGAGCUGGAACCUCCCACCUACAUUACAACCCCUCCACCCCAUUCGAUUCGGUCGCCGGGCCACACAACCCUACCCAAGUACCUGAACUUCAGGUACCUCAUCCGUCAAGCUGCGUUCGGCAGAAAAAGUAUUCCCACUGGACUGAGGUUUAAGGAGGGCGGCACAACUGCAAAUAAUCCCAGCCCAGUGCUAAAGUACCUGUAA